UUCAAUUUGAGGACUUUGUCCGGUUACUUCCAACUAACAUGGACGCCAAUAUGUUUGGGAAAGGGUUAUAUAUACAGAUGAAAGAGAAGGAAAACGAUUGGGAUGAAAGUAGUCCUACAAUUUCACAGGAGUGGCUUACGCUGUUUUAUGAUUUUCUUUGUGAACAUUCCAUUCAGUCAUCGCAUCAGGACAUUGAGCAGUCACAAAAGGUUUUUGAUUCGCAUCAAACAGACCGCAAGAUUGACACAGGAAUGCUGAUAGAAAAUAUAAGGUUACUGGACACGUGGUCAUUUUUACCUUGUAUUGGAAUUGGUGACAGAUAUAUCCUCAUACCAUUGAAAGAAACAUUCCAUUUGCUUUUUCUGUCUGCUCUUGAUAAACUCGGCAAGCCGGGCCUGUCUCUUGCAAAAUUCCGUCUGCCAAAAUUAUAUGUAAAAGCAUUCAGUAAAUGCACGGCAAAAACUGAUGUCCAAAAAGCAAUGGAAAAUGUCGUUGCUUCUUUAAAUCGACCGUACGAUUUACUACGGUGCCUUGUACACCAUAAGGAUGUAUUACAAACGUCGGAAUCAAAGACUGAGGAUGAUGCAAUUGAACUACUAGCAUAUUUUGGUCGUGAAUUGAAUAUUCUUGAGAAAUUCGCAGAUAAGAAUACGCUCGUGUCGUUACUGCGCACUCUGCCCCUUUAUUUAACACAACAGGGCACAAUGACUGAUCUAGCAAUAACUGAAGAGGUUCUUGUGCUACCUAAAGGCAUGCCAUUUGGUGGAAUACAGAUCUGGGCAGACGUAAAUAAUAUUACAUUAUUGCAAGAGAAGGACUCUCUCGAGUCAAUUUAUGAAUUUCUAGGAUUACAGAAGGCUGAUGAAGAUUAUGUGUAUGGACAGAAAAUUCUGCCAACCUUUGACGCCAUUCCAGACCAGUAUUGGAUGGAGCACGUUGAGUAUCUGAGAAAUAAACUGGGGCACAGAGUAGCCUUAACAGCAAAUCAGUCCAAGAUUUUAAAAGAGCUAAAGGCGAUAGCUUUUAUUAACGUUCAGGGGGUAAAAAAGAGAGCAAAUCAGUUGUUCGAUCAGUCAAACGUUACCUUCAAAUGCUUGGUAAAUUCAAACGAGUGCCUUCCUAAUGAUAUGUUGACAUCUGAAUGGAGACAGUUUCUAAAGAAACUUGAUCUUAAAUGUGAGGUCACUGAUGAAAUGAUGGUCAUGUUUGCUCGGCAAAUUGAGUUAGAAAGCUUAAACAGCUCCAUGGAGUGUGUUCGAAACAAGUCGAAAAUCCUUCUGGAUCGGUUUGUUGAAAGGAAUGGGCAGGAUUGGAAAAUAAAUACACUUUCUGAAAUACGAAAAGUUAAAUUCAUAGAACCAUUUGUGAUAAAAGACGAGUGUAAAAAUGUUUGUCCUCAGUACUGUGACGCCGGUAGGUUUAUCUGCUUCUAUGAUGCCAUUUCCUGUGAUCACUCAGAUUUAUGCUGGACUAGUGCAAAUUUACUUCCAUGGAAGCUUUUCAAUAAGCUUAGCAAAGAAGUACGAAAACAGCUUGGAAUUCAAGAGAAACCUCCUGUGGACAAAGUUUUACUACAUUUUCGCAAUGUUUGCGACAGCUUAAAAAAUAAGCUUAGUCGUGGUACAGUCCAUGACAAUUUUGUUAAGAGCCAAAUGUCCUGUUUUUAUGAGUUUUUCACCGGCUGUCCUUCGCUUAAUGAUCAAGUCUUUUCUAAACUCAGAGCUGAACCGUUCAUUCAUUUACCCGAUGAAAAGGCCAUUGUUGUGGUAAGCGAAGUUGUUGUCGACCUACCGUCUGCAUUGGAGAUUAAACCAUAUUUGUACAAAGCACCAACGUACUACGGAAAAUACUAUGAAUUAUUUCAAAAGAUAGGAAGUAAAAAGACAAUCAUGUUUUGUCACUAUGCUUCAGUGCUUCAGAAGAUAAAAGAUAAAUGUACAGAAAACGAAAUGAGUGUUCCGGAAAGGGCAGUAGUCAAACGUGCAUUUGAAGGGCUGGUCCAACUGCCACUCGAUGAAGACACAAGCACAAAGGAAGUACUGUCUGUCUUUCUGCCAACGCAGAAAAUGUUUCUCAAAGAUUCAAAACAAAUAAUUGUUUCCAAUAAAAUAAGUUUUGAAAUUAGGCUGAAAGGAAAUAUUGAAUUAGAUAUGUGUGCCGGAGAGUCAUUUCUAGAUUUUAAGGUCGUUUCACUUGAGGAAGUUAUUUCAAAAUGGCCAGAUCAUUUGAAGCCUAUCCUUCUGACCGAUGUAAUAAAAGAAGAAGUUUGCAUUGAGGCUAACCAAAGGAUAAGAUACAGUAGUAAAGCUUCUGUAAUCGAGGCAUUCCUUCAUUCAAAUGAUUUGGUUACUGGUCUUUGCCGUUUGCUCAAGCAUCAGAGUACAAAGGAAACUUGUGAAACUAAAUUUGAGGCUGAACGCUCAGAAACCGAAAUUGCAAACAAAUUACAAAAUGUAACUGCUGUUGAAUUUCCUACACUAAAAACAGUAUUAAAAUAUAAGGGAAGAAUUGUGGAUAGAUCUGAAAGGGAAAUAAAUCAUUACAUUCAACAUGAAAAUGGAAACAUGUCUGGUCCACUGACUUUCUAUUUCAAUGACGGAAGUAAAAAAGCAAACGUAUAUAUACCAAGUAUUUUACAUGGUUUAAUAGGUUUAGUUAAAAUGUGUGCUGGCGGUCUCAAUGCAGAAUCCAUUGUUCACGUCACACUUUUAAUUCAGUCACUGGAAACGCCACGUAAAAUACACGAAGUUCUAGAUCACGUUCAUAUCAAGCCAUACGGAAGUCCACAGACUCAAAUAAAGGAUUACUUCCCUAAGCCUGGAACUUACGUAGAGCCUCAGUUUAUCCCUUUCUUGGAGCAAGGCAUUAGUCCCUUCAAGGAUUUUGAGUACGAUCAUGUGGCUAUGGAACUUGAAGACACCACUUUAGACUGCAAGUCGCAGUUUUCACAAUCGUCAUCAGCGUUCUAUGAGAACGUUUUUAGGAGAGCACGUAGUUAUGCGAGGGCGUAUUACGACAAUUUUGAUGCCUAUAACAGAUCUGAAAGAACGGGUGACUAUGCACAUUCUACAUCAACUCAAAUGAAACGCCAAGACCAUGGAGAAGCCCAAAGAUGGUUCCGACAGGCUAAAAAUGACUACCUGACCGCUUCAGAAAUCCUUCCUACGGCUUCUGGUAUCAGUUCGUUCAAUUGGGUAUGCUACAUCUGUCAUCAGGCGUGUGAAAAAGCACUUAAAGCUGCCCAUUACUCUAAUGAUGCGAACAAAGUUCCUGACGGGGUUUUCCUCCCGGCACUAGCAUUGACUGGUGAAAUGCUGGUACAGGCAACUCUUUUGGAGACACGACUUGGAACACAUGGGCGACUGAGAUACCCGGACGCUCUGUCGCGUCCUAGAAUACCAUCGGAUAUGUUCAGCAAGGAGGACGCCGACUUUGCACUUUCGGUAGCAAGAACAAUACUGGAACUAGUAGAGGAAUACAUAUAACUGUUCAGAAACACCCAAAGUCAGAAAAGUAAAGUAUUUUUUAAAAAUAUAGACAUUGAUGAUAUUGUGGAUACUGGUUUAUAAACGUAACCUAUUACGUUCUCGUUUACAGAACUGUGUUUAAAUAAGUACUCUGCAUUGUAAAAUCAAGGUCUCACCGCAGAAAAUUUAGACUUGUUUCAAUUUAUCAUAGGUAUAUUUUAUGUUGUACAUAAUGCUGUUACUUCAAUACUACAUUCUGAUCGACUUUUUUGUAUGAAACAAAUUCACAUAUAACAUAUUGUAAAAUAUUGUAUAUUUGAGACAUGUUUUAUCAUGAUAUUUGAUAUGGGUUUUUUUUUCACAAUCGAUAUAUGAUCUUUCACUGUUGUUUUAUUUUACAAUUUUAAUCACAUUAAUUUGUGUUAGAUCUAAUCAGAAAAUCACCGCCCAUCAAAACUCCGACUACAACUUUUACGUUAGAAAUCUUGAUUACUAUGAACUACUGGUUCAGAAGUAGACUGGUAUUAUCAAACUGUAGUUGAAAUAAGAAUAAAUGUAAACGUCUUUUAAACAGUCGUAAUUCGAUGGAUUUUUACUUGGAUGUUUGGUUAUAAUAAUUAAAAAAGGAAUUGUAAGGCGGCCUUAUUACACAUUCAAGUUUAAAAUUCCAUUUAGCUACAUUGUAAAAAAAAUCAUAUCGGAUGUGUGACGUUACUUGUGACGUCAUUUUCAUAUGUUUUGUCGCGAAAAAGAGAGGUCAUGAACGACCAUGUUUUUCAUUUUUACCUAGACAACAACUUUUAUCAUUGAAAUAAUGUUAUUUGUAGAUGCGUUAUAAUAAAAGGAUGAUGAGCUUUAUACUCGUUCUUUCGCGGAUUAUUAUUCCCGUUGCAGAACUCGUGCAUAGUUCUCGAUACAAAUCUGAUUUAGUGCAGCCAUAUGGUGAAAAAAUCGUGCUAUUUGUGGGAAAAGCAUGAAACUUGGCAGAAAGGGAGGAUAUGGUGUCUUUAAUUCAAAAUUGAAAGGAAGUUUGAAAAAAAUUCAAAAUGGCCGAAAUUAUUCAAAAUGGCCGCCAUUCAUAAAAAAUAUGAAGAAAAGUAAGGGUCAGACACACUCAGUACAUUUUUUUAGCCAGUUAAUCUAUGUUUUUAAUCAUUUUUAUGCAAACACUGAUUAUAGACACUUUUAUGAAUAGAUUUCAGCUAUUUAUUGUUGUUUUUUACUAUAUAAUUACAGAAAUUGAGUUACUUCCCUUUGAUGCAGUUUCGUUAUUUAUACCGCAAACAGCUUGAUCUGUUAAAUUUCUUUUCAGAAUGUUAAAAAUCAUAUAAGAUUGAUAAGAAUAAUAGUCGGAGUCCAAAUGACAAAACAAAUGGUAAUAAAAUGUUAUCCAAACAUUUUCUGACGCAUACUGUAGAGAAUACAACGUAAUAUUCGGACUAAAGUAAUUCAUGUGUGUUGUCACUUAGUUCAUUUUCUCUGCAUAAAUUGAAAUAAACACUUCCUAAUAUAUUCCAAAGAUGAAUAUAGACUACUUUUCUACCAUGUAGUAAUAUUUCCAUAGAACUUAUCAUGUGUGUUUAUUAAUUUAUAACUUCAAAGAUGUAGAAAAGUGAUCCAAAUCCUUAUCAAGGAAUGAGUCAAAUAACUUAUGUAAAAUAUUUAACCAAAAUGGAUAGGAUAAUUUGAAUACAGAUUUAAUUCAAAUUUAUGCAGCCACCCAUACAACAUUCCGAACAUUAUUUUAUCUGCUUUUGAGGUAAAAAUGUAUAAUGUACAAAGAAUGUACAAAGAACAGAUAUAAACAAUAAAAAAUACCACCAAAAAACUUCAGAUCAUAAGAAGUUCGUAUUGGUGGCUAUACAUUAACAAUAUUCCGUUUUCAAGGAGUUUUGUUCAGUGAGAUUCAGAUGGUUGCUCCGGUUGUCACACAUCAGGGUUAAAUUAAGACACUGGUACUUCUAAUGAUACAGUGUCUUUUGAUCUUGUGCCCCUGUUCUGCCUAUAAACUUCUAUCAUGUUGUACAUAAUAAGACUGAGGAAGAUUGAGUAGAAACUUUAAGGUUUGAGUAUGUAUUUUGUAGUAUUUUGCUGCAAGCCAAAUGAGGCUCCUUCUACACAGGAGUAAUCUGACUAUGAUCGGAUGCUCUAGUUAUAAGAUGAGAUGCUGUGUUCUGUACAUGUUGUAGUUUGUGCAAUACGGUGCUCGGAAUACCAUGAAACAAUGCAUUGCAAUAGUCUAUUAAUGCAAGGUAGGAAAGCAAUUCGUAAAGGUGUUGAUUGCAUCACAGGUUAGGUACCGUCUGAUCUGACCUAUUAUGUACAAUUGUGGAUAUACAGCCCUGCAUACAGAAUUGAACAUGUGAAAGUCUAACACUACCUGAGAUUCAUCUAUUCAUUACAUACAUAGUUGCAGAGUCACUGGGUUUCCUCAACAUGUUAACACUGUACCUGCAAUAUGCUUUGAUAUCAACAUUAAUAUUUCUGUUUUAUCAGCAUUGUGUUUGGGACAAUAUGGGGCAAUAUCUAACUGUAGCUUUUAUAGGCUUAAAAGAAAAGUACAACCGAGAGGCGUCGUGUAGUAACUACAAAUCAUUUCAUAACAUCUCCUUUUUUCACCAACCGUAAAUAUAUGUAACUGUUGGGGUUUAGUUUGUGACCCGUAGGUACACUGUAUUUUGCUAACAUACUGGUGUCAGUAACUACCAAUCAAUGCACACCAUUUGAGAGUGAUUGCUUAGAUAAAUGACACUCGACCUUCAAAAUAGUGCUCAGUUCAGUGCAACACAGUCAGAUUGUCAAUGAUCAUGGUUCCAGUAGCUUGUAUUAUACAUAUAAUAUGGUCAAGAGGCUGAAUAAUGUCGUUCUGUAACUUUGUUAGGUCAGUCUGGUCUCCAAAAUCUUUAAAAUAAGUAGGAGACGGGAUACAAGCAUGUUGUUUUUGUGGCUGUUGGUUCUAGCCUAGGUUUCUUUAACAUAGAUCUCAUUUGCACAUUCUUAACUAUCAUUGGUAAAUUACGUAAUGUAUUUAUAUAUUUUGCUAUAAAUGGUUACAGUUCCUCCAGGAAUUUCUUAAAAAGUCAUGUCUACAGUUUGUUUUAACGAUUUAUUGAUACAACAGUCGCUGAAAUUCUAUUCACUGCAAGUUCCUGUUCAGAUAACUCACAGGGGAUAGCAAGAUCACUACUGUUUGUUUGUUUUGGGUUUAACGCCGUUUACAACAGUAUUUCAGUUAUAUAAUGGCGGGUAGUUAACCUAAACAAUGUUACUGAAUUUUGUACCAGUACAAAACUGUUCAUUACAAGUAACUGCCAACUUCCCCACAUUAGUCAGAGGUGGAGGACGAAUGAUUUCAGACACAAUGUCUUUUUAUUUUAUCAAAUAGUCACGGGGCCCGGGAUCCGUAGAUCUGCGCUCUCCCUCUUGAGCUAAGACCACCGUCUCCCUACAGAUUUUUGACGUAUGCAGAGUAGUAAACAAUUCAAUCCUGAUAUUACCCAUCACUUUAUAUUUGAGUAUUCAUUGUCACUUUGAGUGUACGCCGCUUAUGUUCAAGCUUGCUUUUUAAAAGUUUGGUCUUGUGAAAGUCGGUUCUGAUUAGGUGCAACUUGGUCGAAAUACGGGUAUUUUAAGCGGGCAAAUGAAUGCUAUCUAUCAGUGAACAUUAGCUGUUUAAAUACAUAUACACUCACUUCCUUAUCAACAUGAGGCUGUGCAUGGUACAUGCAUAUAAUUAGAGGGUAGUUUUCAAAACAGUCAUAUGGCAUGUUCAUAAUUUGAUAACAAAGAUUAUGAUAAUUAACUGUAUACACACUGGAAACACACCUGUAAUUAUAAUAGUUUGUGGUCAACCCCUAUGUGGGCUUGCCUAAUGAAAACAGUGGAUUUGUCUUGACACUGGCGAUGAAGAUAAGUAUGGUUUGAUGUUUAAUGUCUUUAUAUUUCACACGUGCUCUUAAAAAAAAGACAAAUAUUACCUCAUUUGCAAAGGCAGUACUUAAUGCUAUGUGUAGCUAUUUGUCAAUGUGGUGGUAAUUAUAGCAACGGCUGAUAAACUUAUGAACUUGGAUAAUAAACAUAUACACAUUAAUUUGGUAGGAAUCAAAUACAUGUACGUAUAUAUCCCGUUAAAUAAAGUGUUCAACAUUCUUUACAAAUUACAUAAAACGGUAUGUUAGGUUUGCUGCUGAAAUAGGCUGUGUAAAAUGGUUCUUUGUCUUUGUAUUCUUUUCCAUAUAGAUAUGACAAGAUUUGUUUUUAAUUAUUUCUAUUUAAAAUUCAUAUUCAAUAUCAGUAUGUUCUUAAUUUACAGUAUAAUGAUGGUUCGGUUCAUGUAAAUAAAUCACUACUUUAUAUUGAUAUUUUGGCGGCCAUUUUACUUUUGACGGCCAUUUUGAUAACACGGUAACGUCCAAUAUAUGUCAACAAAUACAGUAUGCAGCCCUAAAUAUCAUACUGUGUAAAUAUUGAGCAUUUUUUGCUGGUUGUUAUAGAAAUAUUUAGCAUGAAAGUGGAUUAUUGGAAGAAAUAUUGGAUUUUGGCUGCCAUUUUUAAAAUGGCCGACUAGUCAGCCAUCUUGGGUAUUACAGCAACUUCUUUUCGUUUUCUUAUAUAGAUAAUACCAAGUAACAUAUGUACCAAGUUUGAUGCUUUUCCCACAAAUGGCACGAUUUUAUGAAAUUAAGUCGCCAAAUGGCUGCACUAAUUACCUAUAAUUUCUUUUCAUGGCAAACCUAUGAAUGAAUUUACAUACAUGUGCUUUAUAUCUGUAUUUUGCUAAUACACUGAUGUUUUAUAGUUUGUUUGAACUUUUUGCGUAUACAGUUAUGUCUUGACGUAUUAUGAUUUUCCUGGUUCAGUAAUGUUUAAUGUAUUAUUAUGUAUGUAGUAAUGACAGUGUUUCAGAUAUGUUAUCUUCGCUUUGUAGUUUAAUAUAAUGUGUUCGAAAGAAAUGUAGUUUAAUAUAAACGUUUGGAAGAAAUGUAGAUAAAUAUAAUAUGUUGGAAAGAAAUGAUAACAAUUUAUGCUAUAAAAUGUACGUCUGUUUUGUCAAACGCUUUUAUAUAUAAAAGUGUCGUGCAUAUAUACGAUGUGAUGUAAAUAAUGCAUCAUUUCUAAGGUAAUAUCCAAUGUAGGUCUAAAAAAUAUAUGAAGCGUCCUGUUUUGACAGAUAUUUUCCUAACAUUUAUUCCGAUAAAACCUGCAUGAGUAACAAAAAUAAUGAAAUUUGCCUUUCAAAUGCGUAAAUCUGACAGUUACCUUGACUUAUGUCAAGAGAUAUAACGCUUGGUUUCCCCCUUUGUUUAAAUGCUAGAACAAUCGAGUCAUGUUAGAAUGUAAACUAAAUAUUUUUUGUAAACAGUUAUCAUUGCCGUAAAAUAUUUACCAAGAUGAUAUAACAUGUCGAGUUCUAGAAUUUUUAGACGUUGCUAUCUGUUUGCCUUAUUUGAUAUUUUGUAUACAUUCUGAAUUAAAUGUAAUCUGUAUCUCCAUAGUUUAUCUAAAAACCAGUAUUUUGGUAAUAUUUGAGAAACUGUUCCAUUGUGUUAUGAAAAUGUUGUUGCAUUAUAGGGCAAUCCUGUGCCUGCAAACAGUAAACCUAACAUUGGGUCUUUCAAGUGCAUUUAAAUAGCAUUAUACAAGAACUUGCCUUGUAUUAAGAAUAAUUCAGACAUACAUGUAUGCCUAAGGUCCAAUAUCAUUAUACAAAAACAUGCCUUAUAUUAUUUAGAUAUACAUGUAUAUCUGUAAAAGGUCCCAACCUUCAAUUUGUAAAUAUACUGUUAUACAUGUGUUUGACUAAAAUUGCCUUUAAUCUGUUAUAUAACUGUGUUUUAAUUGUUAAUGUUCUUCAUCCCAAGUACUAGUAUUGCUGUAAAUUUUCAUACUACAGUUUUAUAUAUCUCUUACAAAUAACUUUGAUAUCAUGCUGUAUACUUAAUUAUGUUAAACAUUAUUAUAAUAUUAUUUUUGAUAUGCAUUAUAAUUCUGUUGUGGUUAUGUUCGUUGUUAGGAGACAUUAUUGUUUUGUAAGAAAUGUUUGAACAUAUUCUGUUUUAAAAUUUACACUUUUCUGUUUUAGUGAUAAAAUGUAGCAUUGCUUAUCGUAAGGACGUUUACAAGCACAUUUACAUACGUUGGUUGGUCGUUAUAAGGGACCUUUCCGGUAAAGGCAAUGUACAUGAUAAUAAGGUGUUUAUAUCUACACAAUUUAGGUGUAUUCGAAUAAUUUUCACUAUGUGUAAUGUAACAAUUGCCGUUUUACCUUCUAUUACCGUGCAGACUACACCCAUUUUUAUGCUAUUGCCCUUUAAUAGAUAUAUCUAUAACAUGUACUGGAAAUGUCACU
This is a messenger RNA of Mercenaria mercenaria, 9816 nucleotides long. RefSeq names its product sacsin-like. Lineage: Eukaryota; Metazoa; Mollusca; Bivalvia; Venerida; Veneridae. The coding region runs from base 39 to 3485 and encodes 1148 amino acids. The transcript is spliced from 3 exons. Gene Ontology annotation, molecular function: Hsp70 protein binding. The record is from RefSeq and is a predicted model, not a curated record.